AUGGUAAGGAUCUUUUAUGUUGAUUAAAAAGACAUGUGUUGUUGAUACGAUCAAUAACUAUCUACUACAUCAUAUACACUGUUUAGCUUUUAACUACAGGUGUAUUAAUUUUAGGAAGCUUACAACGAAGACUCAAACAUGACUACAGAAAACUCAGUAACCGAGACGUCAGAAGACCUAAAUGAAGAUACGGAAGAAGAAAGUAAUCAGAGUUUAAUAGAGCCACGACAGCUGCGACAUCGCCGUCAUCGUGAAGAAAAUUUAGAACACAAGAAGAGGAGGAUCGACAAGCUUAUUUCUGUAGGCUUUUAUUUAAAAAUUAGUUUUAAAUUUAUUUUUCAAUAUUAAAAUUGAGUUUUGUAGCUGCACGGUGAAAGUACGUCAAAUGAUUCUCGCGAGGGUUCGUGUGAACAGUCUGUCUGUUCCUUGGAUACACAAUGUUGCGUCCAGUUGUCGCCGAAUUGUUCAAACGUCAACCCUACAGAAGACAAGGUAUCGGUGACACACUUUCACUUAACUAACAACGAACACUUAUGUUAUCAUUGCUACGAAGAGAUUGCCAGAGCUGGCCGGAAGUGUAACCAGAAGUACAUUGAGUGGAAGAACAUGUGGCUUACGGAGAGCAGAUGUUCUCCAUCAUUGAGGCUGUUUACGAUGGAUUGUCUGCUACCGUACUGGUUACAGUGCUGUAAAUGUGGAAAGUUCAGGAAGGUAAAAGAUGACGUCACGGAUUGGGAGGCCGAGAAGAUUGCUGAAUUUGAUUGCUCCAAGGUUGAAACACUUCAAAAUGAACGUGAUCCGUGCAAAGCUAAAGAAUCUGAGGUGAGUACAGGGUGUUUCACGAAAUUCCGUUGUCAGAAAUAAUUUAUAUCUAUGCAACUACGCAUCCUGCAAUUGUGAUUUUUGGCACAGUUGCAGUCCAGACCUGUGCGUUUUUUUGUGCAAAUUUUGGCAUUUUAAAGUUGCACUUUAAGGUCGUUAUGAAUUUUCAAAAAUCAGCAUUUUCACCGAAAUGAUAGAUAUUUUUGGUUGGGAAUUGGUUCUUUUGAAGUUUACAUUUUGUUCAAUUUGUUUGAAAAAUUCGGGGUUUCAAAUGAUUGCAAAGGUUUGGCGGAGCCCUGGCGGACGGCUUAAAAUAUCGGCGGAGGUCAUAACUUUCUUUAAACUAGUCAUAUAGACCUGGAACAAAAAACUAAUAUUGUUUAAAUGUUUAUUCAACUAACUAUUAACUCUAAUUUCAACACUAUUUCUGUUACUUUCGAUACAUUUGCGUAACCUUGGAACAAAGCAUAAGCCUACUAAGCCUAAGCUCAUUAAGCCUAAUCCUACUAAACCUAAGCUUAAGCCUAAGCCCAAUUGUAAGUUCCAGUUUGAACCCUAUCCUAAGUCUAAGCCUAAGUGUAGUAUUAUUUUUGGUGGUUAAACGUGAUUUCAAGAGAUCUGAAUUAUUUUUUGGCACUAUAGUCCCUUCAGGAGUUAAAAAAACAAGGUUUACAACUAUAAUAUUAGCUCUUAAAAACUUAAUAUUACACUUGUUUCAGAAAGUAAAAGCUGCUAGAGAACUUGAAUGGAUUCAAUCGGCUAGUGCGGCCUCGUUUCUGCACAACUCUCCAGCGUUACAGUAUCUCAGGGAAGAAUAUUACUGUGAUGAAGUUGGUAUGAGUCCUUCAAGAGUGAAAGACGCCAAGAUUCCGAAGCCACAGGCUAAGUUCAUGUUUCCGUUCAACAUUCCAAACGCUGGAUCUGUAGCCUUUUGUGUACGACCAGAUGGGAUGGAGUACGAUGAAUUGGAACGAUUUCCAGAAUUCUCAAUCGAAUGCAUACCGUACCUGGCACUACGGAAUUUGGUCGUAUCUUUAUGGGCUCUGAAUCCUUUUGUAAGUUGAUUUUGUAUCACAACUGGUAGUUUAUAUGAUUUAGUCAAGGAAUUAUUUGGUUUAGUUGUUAUACUUCAUACAAUAUCAGGUUAAUAAUCAUUACUUUCAGGAACUUCUAACCUACGAAAAGUGUUUGAGUCAUCUGGUAUGCCGCGGUCUGUCUCGUGUAUGGUACUCAGUACAACUGAAACAGAUCUACAACUACUUGUGCAUCAAGAACAUGAUCAACUACGGCGUGUUAUCCUUCCCCGAUCACAACAUCAUUUCAGAAUAUGUGACAAAGCAGCUAAAGGUCAUUGUGGUUGGUGCUGGGAUCAGUGGCUUGGCUACAGCAAGACAACUGACAAGGCACGGUGCUGAUGUCACUGUACUUGAAGCUACUGAAAGGAUUGGCGGAAGGAUGUACGAUGACUUCUCAUUGGGUGUAGCGGUCGGAUGUGGAGCCCAGCUCAUUACUGGAUUAACGAACAGUCCGAUAGUACUAUUGUGCGAACAGACUGGGUCUGGUUACAAGUGAGUUUUAGUUAAAUGGUUAUAGUGAUGAAUUAGGGUUAAAAAGCUUAGCUUUAUGAAAUUUCUUACCUUUGUUAAGAUUUAUAUAAACUUAUGACGUAUUAUUGAGUGUGUUUCAGGUCGUUGAGUGAUGAAUGCCCAUUGGUGGAUGCUGGAUCAGGUAAAACCGUGAAUUCAGCGGCUGACAGAAUCGUCGACGAACAUUUCAAUUGUAUAUUGGACGCCAUUGGAGAGUGGAGGAAGGUGACGAGCAAAGGAGACACUAGUCUUGCUGAUCAGGUCGAUAACUUCCACCAGAAGUUUCUCUCUGCUCUCCCUUUCGAAUGGACUCCAGAAUACGACCGUCUUCUUCAAUGGCAGAUCGGAAACGUUGAGUUCUCAUGUGGAGCAUCACUAUCUAAAGUUUCGGCCAGAAACUGGGACCAAAACGAAGCCGUAGGCCAAUUCGCCGGAGACCACGCCCUUCUGAAAAACGGCUCCAAGAAGUUUAUUCACGAAUUGGCUACAGGAUUAGACGUACAAUUGAAUUACAAGGUUAAGAAGGUGGACUACAACAAGAACAAGGUCACGGUGACUUGUGAGAACGAGGAAGAGUUCAAAGCUGACAAGGUUGUGUUUUGCCUCCCUCUGGCUGUUUAUCAGCAAAACUCGAUAAAGUUCCAACCCGCAUUGCCUCAGAAGAAGGUGGGCUGUUUGAAGAAGCUGGGUGCUGGUCUGAUCGAGAAGGUGGCUGUCAGGUUUCCGACCAGAUUCUGGAAGUGCUUGUUGAAGAAGGAUGGUACGCUAGACUACUUUGGGAACGUUCCAAAAGGAAAGAAGUUCAGAGGUCUUUUCAACAUGUUCUACGACUUCUCUUCGAAGGUAAGCUUUUGUAAUAGUUGAAAUGUUAUCAGAAGUCUAAAUGAUCAAGGAAACCCAUUUCUACUAAAUUUUGAUUUUAUUUAGUAGCAGGAUGAUUUGUUACCAUUUUAACGUUUUGAAGGAUUUUCAAUGUUGUUUACAAAAUUUUCUUUAAUUUUGUUGACCUUUAGGUUAAGAAUGAGGAAUACUACGUGCUGAUGUCUUAUGUGUGUGGAGAAUCAGUAGACAUUGUUAACAAGCACACGGAAGAAGAAGUGGUCGAUAUCUUCGUCGAUGCUCUGAAGGCACUAUUUCCAAAUAUUGUACGGUAUUUUACUAAUUUAUAAGUGAAAAAAUAUUUUCUGAACCCUUUUAUUUAUCUUUGAUUAAUAUUUUACAUUUUCAGGACAUUCCAAAGCCCUUAGGCCACGUUGUGACUCAUUGGGGUCAAGACUCAAACAUAGGAAUGUCAUACAGCUACGUGAAGGUGAACGGCAACGGAGAAGACUACGAUGGCAUGGCCGACCCCGUCGACAGGAAGAUUUACUUUGCCGGAGAGUGUACCAACCGCUUCUUCCCCCAAACUAUGACUGGUGCUUAUGUCUCAGGGCUGAGAGAAGCGAGUAGAGUAGUGGAACAUUGGAUCUCAGAUAACACCAGAUCUCGCUAA
Messenger RNA from Bursaphelenchus okinawaensis, 3900 nucleotides. The record is from the annotation of a GenBank genome assembly. Lineage: Eukaryota; Metazoa; Nematoda; Chromadorea; Rhabditida; Aphelenchoididae.